This is a messenger RNA of Gastrolobium bilobum, 1857 nucleotides long. RefSeq names its product BTB/POZ domain-containing protein At5g03250-like. The transcript is spliced from 4 exons. Gene Ontology annotation, molecular function: protein binding. NCBI's taxonomy places the organism in Eukaryota, Viridiplantae, Streptophyta, Magnoliopsida, Fabales, Fabaceae. Bases 1 to 1857 code for a protein of 618 amino acids. The record is from RefSeq and is a predicted model, not a curated record.
AUGGCGUGCAUGAAACUGGGAUCCAAAUCUGAAGUGUUUUACCUCGAUGGCCAGAGUUGGCUCUGCUCAACUGGACUUCCGAGUGAUGUCAUUAUUGAAAUUAAGGAGACAUCCUUCCAUCUCCACAAGUUUCCACUGAUAUCAAGAAGUGAAGUCCUAGAAAGCUUUAUGAAAGAAUUAUCAAGUGAAAAUGAAAAGUCUGUUUUGGAACUUCAUGACUUACCAGGGGGAGCCAAGGCCUUUUUGCUUGUCGCUAAGUUCUGUUAUGGUGUUAAAAUGGAGUUGACUCCAUUAAAUGUGGUUACUCUCCGAUGUGCAGCUGAGUACCUGCAAAUGACUGAGGAUUAUGGAGAGGGAAACCUGAUCAUACAAACGGAAAAUUUCCUUAAUCACAUAUUUGGUUAUUGGACAGAUGCUCUCAAAGCUCUUAAAACAUGUGAAGAGGUUUUAACUUGUGCUGAAGAGCUUCAUAUUGAUUCACGAUGCAUAAAUUCUUUGGUGUUGAAAGCUGCUGAUCCAAGUUUGGUUAAUUUGCCUGUCUCAAGUCAAAGUGUUGUUCAGAGUCCAGAGGAUGCAGAAAUUUGGAAUGGAAUAAGCCUAACUUCAAAGGUAGCACCAGGUGAAGAUUGGUGGUUUGAGGAUGUCUCUUCCCUUAGUUUGCCACUGUAUAAAAGAUUUAUGCAAGGUGCUAGUACAAGACACAUGAAACCUGAAAAAAUUGCUGGAUCCCUUGUUCACUAUGCAAAAAAGCAUAUCCCCUUAUUGGGUAGUCAAUCAAGUUUCCAGAAUGGAAACUCAUCUGGUUUUAAGUCAAAUGCUUCUUCCCCUUCUGAAGCAGAUCAAAGGAAUCUGAUUGAAGAAAUAGUGGAGUUCCUGCCAAAUGAAAAGGGCAUAACACCAACAAAGUUUCUGCUUAGGAGUCUGCGAACAGCAAUGGCUUUAUAUGCUAGUUCAUCUUGCUGUGCAAACUUAGAGAGAAGAAUUGGUGCUCAACUUGAUGAAGCAGAUCUGGAAGAUCUUUUGAUUCCAAAUAUCGGUUACUCAAUGGAGACUCUUUAUGAUAUUGACUGUGUUCAGAGAAUGCUUGAUCAUUUCAUGAUUGUAGAGCAUGAUGCUAUUGAUUCUACAUCUAAUGAUAUAGAGGAAGAGAGGCGCAUAGUUGGAGGUUCUCAAUCUCUUAGCCCAAUGGCAAAAGUGGCUAAUAUGGUGGAUGGUUAUCUAGCUGAAGUGGCACCUGAUGUAAACGUGAAGUUACCAAAAUUUCAGUCACUUGCUUCUGUAAUUCCUGAUUAUGCCAGGACCCUGGAUGAUGGUAUAUACCGUGCAAUUGAUGUAUAUCUCAAGGCUCAUUCAUGGAUGACAGACUCUGAGAAGGAACAAAUUUGCAGGCUAAUGAAUUGCCAGAAGCUGUCAUUGGAAGCAAGCACACAUGCAGCUCAGAAUGAGAGGUUGCCUCUUCGUGUUGUAGUCCAAGUUUUGUUCUUCGAACAACUGAAGCUCCGAACAUCAGUUGCUGGUUGGUUCUUUGCUUCUGACAAUCUUGAAAGCUCACAAAACCUGAGUGGAAAUCUUGCUCUGAUAAGAAAUGAUGGGAGCAUAACACAACAUAACCCCGUUUUGGCUUUUGAUAACAUGAAAGAGAGAGUGUCUGAGCUUGAGAAGGAAUGCUUGCGCAUGAAGCAAGAUUUGGAAAAAAUGAUGAAGUCCAAGGGAAGUUGGAACAUGAUUCUCAAGAAAUUGGGUUGUACCUUAAUGUCUAAGCCUUCUAAUGCCAAGGUCUCAAAGCCAUGCAGGAAGUCCAAAAUAUCACCUGCAUCGACAACACCAAUGGAAGAAAAGGCCAUGGAAGUGAAUUGA